AUGCCAGAACGCCUAGCAGAAAUGCUCUUGGAUCUCUGGACCCCAUUAAUAAUCUUGUGGAUUACUGUUCUACCAUAUAUUUAUAUGGCUCCAAUGGCCCCAUCUCAGGUUUUACCAAAUGGAUCCAGUUUGGGACUAAAUGUGUUGAGUGAAGAACAGCGAGUUUUGAACCGCUCCAAGAGAGGCUGGGUUUGGAAUCAAAUGUUUGUCCUGGAAGAAUUUUCUGGACCUGAACCAAUACUAGUUGGCCGGCUCCACACUGAUUUGGAUCCUGGAAGCAAAAAAAUCAAGUACAUUCUAUCAGGAGAUGGAGCUGGGACUAUCUUUCAGAUCAAUGACAUAACAGGAGAUAUUCAUGCUAUAAAAAGACUUGACCGUGAGGAAAAGGCUGAAUACACGCUAACAGCUCAAGCAGUCGAUUGGGAAACAAACAAACCUCUGGAGCCUCCUUCCGAAUUCAUUAUUAAAGUUCAAGACAUCAAUGACAAUGCACCAGAGUUUCUUAAUGGACCAUAUCAUGCUACUGUUCCAGAGAUGUCCAUUUUGGGUACAUCUGUAACCAACGUAACAGCUACUGAUGCCGAUGAUCCUGUUUAUGGAAACAGUGCAAAGUUGGUGUAUAGUAUCUUGGAAGGACAACCGUAUUUUUCCAUUGAACCAGAAACAGCAAUUAUUAAAACAGCUCUUCCCAACAUGGACAGAGAAGCAAAGGAGGAAUACUUGGUGGUCAUCCAAGCCAAAGACAUGGGUGGGCAUUCAGGAGGCUUGUCUGGGACCACAACUCUCACCGUUACACUUACUGAUGUCAACGACAAUCCUCCCAAGUUUGCCCAGAGUUUGUAUCACUUCUCAGUACCUGAAGAUGUUGUUCUUGGCACUGCAAUAGGAAGAGUCAAAGCAAAUGACCAGGAUAUUGGUGAGAAUGCCAGGUCAUCUUAUGACAUCAUCGAUGGCGAUGGGACAGCUCUAUUUGAAAUUACUUCAGAUGCUCAGGCCCAAGAUGGCAUUAUUAGGCUGAGAAAGCCCCUGGACUUUGAGACCAAAAAAUCCUAUACACUGAAGGUAGAAGCGGCCAAUGUUCAUAUUGAUCCUCGCUUCAGCAGCAGGGGACCGUUCAAGGAUACAGCUACAGUAAAAAUCGUAGUGGAGGAUGCUGAUGAACCUCCUGUCUUCUCAUCACCUACGUAUCUUCUGGAAGUCCAUGAAAAUGCUGCCAUUAACUCUGUGAUUGGUCAGGUGACUGCCCGUGACCCUGAUGUCUCUUCCAGUCCUAUAAGGUUUUCCAUUGAUCGGCACACUGACCUUGAGAGACAGUUCAACAUUAAUGCAGAAGAUGGGAGGAUAACAUUGGCAACACCCCUCGACCGAGAGACGAGUAUGUGGCACAACAUAACGAUCAUAGCUACUGAAAUUAGGAACCACAGUCAAAUAUCUCGAGUACCUGUUGCUAUUAAAGUGCUGGAUGUCAAUGACAACGCCCCCGAAUUCGCAUCCGAAUAUGAGGCAUUUUUAUGUGAGAAUGGAAAGCCUGGCCAAGUGAUCCAAACAGUCAGCGCUAUAGACAAAGAUGAGCCCAAAACUGGACAUUUUUUCCUAUAUAGCCUUCUUCCUGAAAUGGCCAACAACCCAAAUUUCACCAUCAAAAAAAAUGAAGAUAAUUCUCUCAGCAUUUUGGCAAAGCAUAGUGGAUUCAAUCGCCAGAAGCAAGAAGUCUACCUUUUACCAAUUGUAAUCAGUGAUAGUGGAAACCCUCCCCUGAGUAGCACCAGCACUCUGACCAUUCGUGUCUGUGGUUGUAGCAGUGAUGGUGUUGUACAGUCUUGUAAUGUUGAAGCUUAUGUACUUCCAAUUGGACUCAGUAUGGGAGCAUUAAUAGCUAUACUAGCAUGCAUCAUUUUACUACUAGUCAUUGUGGUGUUGUUUGUAACUCUGAGACGACAUAAAAAUGAGCCACUGAUUAUUAAAGAUGAUGAAGAUGUGAGGGAAAAUAUCAUCCGUUAUGAUGACGAAGGGGGUGGAGAAGAGGAUACAGAAGCUUUUGACAUUGCAACCUUACAGAAUCCAGAUGGAAUAAAUGGAUUUUUGCCCCGGAAGGAUAUAAAACCUGACCUGCAAUUUAUGCCCAGGCAAGGGCUUGCACCUGUUCCAAAUGGUGUGGAUGUUGAUGAAUUUAUUAACGUGAGGCUCCAUGAAGCUGAUAAUGAUCCCACAGCUCCGCCAUAUGACUCCAUUCAGAUUUAUGGCUAUGAAGGCCGAGGCUCAGUGGCUGGCUCUCUCAGUUCCCUGGAGUCCUCAACAUCAGACUCAGAUCAGAAUUUUGACUACCUCAGUGAAUGGGGUCCUCGUUUCAAAAGACUUGGAGAACUCUACUCAGUUGGAGAAAGUGACAAAGAAACUUGACAGUGGAUUAUAAACUUCCCCAUGAAACUGAAAACUCAUGUAAUAUUCUAGGGCCAUCCCUGUUAGUUACAACCAAU
Vombatus ursinus (common wombat) is the source of this 2477-nucleotide messenger RNA. It is a transcript of the gene CDH8, whose product is annotated as cadherin 8. NCBI's taxonomy places the organism in Eukaryota, Metazoa, Chordata, Mammalia, Diprotodontia, Vombatidae. The coding region runs from base 1 to 2400 and encodes 799 amino acids. The record is from RefSeq and is a predicted model, not a curated record. Gene Ontology annotation, molecular function: cadherin binding; calcium ion binding. The transcript has 11 exons. Gene Ontology annotation, cellular component: adherens junction; synaptic cleft; axon terminus. Gene Ontology annotation, biological process: homophilic cell-cell adhesion; cell-cell junction assembly; multicellular organism development.